GCCGGUAACAGUGCCAGAGUCUGGCACACAUCGACAAACAGGAAAAUGAGUUUGGUUUCGGCUCUGGACGCGGUUUAUCAGCCCGCACAACUUUUGAACUGGGUCUAUCUGUCCCUCCAGGAGUCUGAGAGAAACGCGGCGUCUGAUGGGAAAUACAGCAGCAAACCAAAGGAGGAUCUGGACUCACAUCUCCACUCCAGCAUCAGCAUCAGAAGCAGCAGCAGCUUCAUUCAGGAGCGCACAGAGACUCUGUGUAGCCGCUUAUAUAAGGGCUCGUCUCCCUAUGGCUCGUUAAACAACAUCGUCGAGGGUCUGAGUUUGCUGACGGACAGCUUCUCUGACCUCUCGCUGACCUCUGAACCCAGAAAGCCCUGCAGGAAAUCUCCACCCAACUACCUGUGCCACCUGUGCUUCAAUAAGGGCCACUACAUCAAAGACUGUCCGCAGAUGAGAUCUUCUGACACUAAUAUGACACAGAAUCUCUCAUUAUGUCGGUGUGUCCACUGCACACAUCUCUGCUCCAGGACGUCUGUCUCACUGAAACCCAACACUGGAUCACAGCUGGACACGUCUGGCCGAGCCGCCACAAAAACUCCUUAUAUAGAGGAAGGGCGUCUGUGGUUCCAGAUGGACUGUGACAACAGACUGGACAUCCUGGGCAUCUCAGGGCGUCCAAUCAAUGAUGGGUCCUGGCACGCCGUGACCCUGGAGCUCACUAGUAACUACACUCUCCUUUCGCUGGACGACAGCUAUGUGGAGCGCCGGCGUUCUGCGCGGGCCCCUGUCCGCAUCUGGCCCCUGGCCGCAGACGGAUCGCUGUUCUUUGGGGCUCAGGUGUUGCACGGACCAGUGGGCAGAGGCAGCCAGAGGCCCCCACGGGCGCAAGAAGGCUUCCAGGGGUGCCUCGGGUCCAUCAUGCUCAACGGGAAUGAACUCCCUCUUCAGAAUAAGAGGAGCCGGUAUGCAGAGAUAGCUGGGCUGAGUGACCUGAAGCUGGGAUGUGUUUUAUACCCUGAUCCGUGCCUCGGAGGACCGUGCCAGAAUGGAGCUUCUUGUACAAAGCUGCCCUCUGGUGACUUCUCAUGCAGCUGCCUGCCACAGUUCACGGGGUCCCGCUGUGAGAUGGAGGUGACGUCCUGUGUGCCCUCACCUUGUCAGAAUGGGGGUGAUUGUAAGGCUGUGGGAAACACCUUCCUCUGCGGUUGCCUCAAAGGCUUUACGGGACUCAUGUGA
Molecule: messenger RNA, 1233 nt
Organism: Sinocyclocheilus rhinocerous
Lineage: Eukaryota; Metazoa; Chordata; Actinopteri; Cypriniformes; Cyprinidae
Product: protocadherin Fat 3-like
Exons: 6
Coding region: 46-1233 (395 amino acids)
Molecular function (GO): nucleic acid binding; zinc ion binding
Source: RefSeq, a predicted model, not a curated record